UCUCCCUAAUACUUAGCCAGGUGGUGGUGCCGCAGACUCCUUCCCAACCCCCUCUUCCGUCAGCGACUCCUGGAACCACGAGUCCGCGCUCCACACCGCCUUGGAACUCCCGAGCUUGUGGCUCAUGGCCCGCGCGACGUUCACCCGCAAGACCCGUCCAAAGAGCUCGGAACCGUCCAUGUUGUACAAUGCUUCAGCCGCAUCAUUCUCAAGUUCAAAAGUGACGAAGGCAAAGCCCCGAUUCGCGUCGUUCGUCUGGCCGGCGAAAUCUCUAGGAAUGUUCACCUCCUUCACGUCCCCGAACGGCACGAACGCGGCGUGCAAUGUCUCCUCGGUGGCCUCCUCGGAGAGGCCGCCGACGUACAGUACUCUUUUGUCCUGCUGGGGGGGCAUGGUUCCGCUCGUGCGUCGUCGUCGCGCGCGAGUAAUCGAUGCUGCAAAGAGCAGCCUGGGCGCGCCUGUUGUGUGCAGCGGCGUCGGCCGCGCCGCUUUGUGGUGGCUAGCGCUUGGAAGGUGGACCCUUCGGCUUGCGUCUGCGCACUGUUUCUCGCUCCGGGCCCGCUGCACGGGCGAGUUAUCGAUGGGAAAAGACGCU
This is a messenger RNA of Pelagomonas calceolata, 595 nucleotides long. Lineage: Eukaryota; Pelagophyceae; Pelagomonadales; Pelagomonadaceae. The record is from the annotation of a GenBank genome assembly.